AUGGCUUAGUCUUUGAUAUUUCUUAUUCAAUUAGUAUCUGGAAAUGAAAUUACAAGAGAUUAUUGCUCAUUACCAGAUCCAAUAUAUGCAAAUGGUGUAUCAGCUGCAGCUGCAUAAUUUGGAAAUAAUGGAUGGAGUUAUGCAAAUAUAAAUGAUUGGGAAAGUAAUAUAUUUAGUUUAUUUUAGGGAUUGUUGUUACUUGUGGAGGUAGUCUUCAAUCUCCAAUUGAUAUUUUGACAUCAGAAGCUGAAUAAGCCAACACAUAGCCCAGUAUUAAUUAUAGAGAUAAAGGUUCUGAAGUUGAAUACAAAGAAAUAGAAAGUAUAUAUUUUAUCUAAGAAAAUAGAACCAUAUACCAAAUAAUAUGAAGGAGAAUACUCGUCAAUUGAAGUUGCAGAUGCUUCAGGAUUAUAGAUUAGAUAUUAUGCAAAAUAAUUUCAUAUUCAUGCCCCUUCAGAGCAUACUAUAAAUGGAAAGUAAUAUGAUCUUGAGAUACAUUUUGUUCAUUAAGUUAUAAAUAAUAUUAUUGUUUUUAGGCCAUUCAAGAUUAAGAAUAAGAUUGUAAUAAGAUAAAGAAUAAAUUAACUGUGUUUGGUCUUAUGUUCGAAGAGUCUUCAUCAACUUAAGAUUAUGAUGUUUUUAAACCUUGGUUUGAUGGAGAAGUAAAUGGAGAAGUUAAAUAAUUUGACUUAAAGUAGGUUGCUAUUUUAUAUUUAUAGUGAUUUCUUUUCUAGAAUGAGUGACACAACUUAUUAUCAUUAUAAUGGUAGUUUAACAACACCUCCUUGUUCUUAAACUGUUAAUUGGAUUGUUUUUGAGAAAGCGUUGCCAAUCUCACCUAAUCAAUUAAAUUAAUUCAAAACUAGUUUUUCAGAUACUUCUGUUUUCAAAUUCAUGUAAAAUAAUCGUCCUAUUCAAAAUUUAAAUGGAAGAAAGAUAUUGAAAGGAGUAAUUUUAUUUAAAAUAUUUUAAGACUGUAUAAACAAUUGGUCUGGCAAUUUUACCAGAUUCAUAUGCAUCCUAUGCAUAUAUUUUAUUCAUGACAUUGAUUAGUUUAUUGUUUUUAUGA
Molecule: messenger RNA, 1069 nt
Organism: Paramecium sonneborni
Lineage: Eukaryota; Ciliophora; Oligohymenophorea; Peniculida; Parameciidae
Source: the annotation of a GenBank genome assembly